AUGACUCUUGUGAUGGUGGUUCUGAUGAAGACGCUCGCCGCGACCUGCGCUUCCUUCUGGCUUCCACUCUCUGCUCCACCGCCGAUCACAGAGCCAUUCGACGUCUCGAAGCCUCCAAAGUCACCGCCGAUCACAGAGCUGCCACAACUGCCACUUCCACCUCCACCUUCCACCUUCCUAUCACCAAUCACGACCUCCAAUGAGCCCUUCAAGGCCCCCAAGCCCGCAAAGUCAUCUCCUAUGUGGCCCUCAAAGCCGCCGUCUCCAUCGAUUGAGCCGUCGCUGAUAGAGAUGUCGCCGAUUCAAUUGCCACCGCAGCCGCUUGUACCACCCCCACCACCCCUGUGA
This is a messenger RNA of Zingiber officinale, 348 nucleotides long. RefSeq names its product proline-rich receptor-like protein kinase PERK9. The record is from RefSeq and is a predicted model, not a curated record. Bases 1 to 348 code for a protein of 115 amino acids. The transcript has a single exon. NCBI's taxonomy places the organism in Eukaryota, Viridiplantae, Streptophyta, Magnoliopsida, Zingiberales, Zingiberaceae.